Messenger RNA from Loa loa (African eye worm), 1181 nucleotides. Its product is annotated as organic anion transporter. NCBI's taxonomy places the organism in Eukaryota, Metazoa, Nematoda, Chromadorea, Rhabditida, Onchocercidae. Gene Ontology annotation, biological process: sodium-independent organic anion transport; transmembrane transport. The coding region runs from base 42 to 1181 and encodes 379 amino acids. Gene Ontology annotation, cellular component: membrane. The transcript is spliced from 8 exons. The record is from RefSeq and is a predicted model, not a curated record.
AAGGUACGACAACUAUUCAAACUAUAACAAUUGGAGAAUCAAUGCCAGCACUACAAAAUAAUCGCGGCCCGAUUUGGUAUCACAUAUGGCUUGAUGUUCGACAUAUACCUAUAGCUAUCUAUAGAAUAAUAUCAAAUGGUAGCUAUAUGUUCAUUACUUUUGCCAUGGCUGUUGAUGGAUUCAUUAUAACGGGUGCAUCGACAUUCAUGUCAAAGUAUCUCGAACGACAGUUCAGCGUUGCACCAAGCAAAGCAAAUAUGUUAAUUGGUUGCAUAAUGGUUCCAAUGGCUGGAAUAGGUACAAUGUUUAGUGGUUUUAUCGUUCAGCGGUUUCGUUUGAGCUGUGUUAAAACUUUGAAAUUUUGUAUAGCAUUGCUAAUGUGUACGCUUAUCUUGUCACCAAUGUAUCUCGUUUAUUGUGAUCACGAUCCGCUUGCUGGAAUUGAAGAGCAUUAUGAAGUGGACACCACUUCAAAUUCAAAUCAGAAUAAUAAUGCUUCGGAAAUAUUACCUACUCUAAAGUCCAUUUGCAACCGUCAUUGCGACUGUGUUUCAAGUGAAUAUCAUCCAGUUGUGCUGAAUUUUACAGUGACAAACAGAUCUCUUUCUAUUCACCAUGUUUCGCAGAUGUAUUACAACUGUUCAUGUGUACCUGAACACACAAAAUUUGGAUAUAGAACCGUCAAGAAUGGAAUGUGUGAAUCGAAAUGCAGAGGGCUGUUUGGAUUUCUUGCCCUGUUCGCUCCAUUCUGUUUUUUCGCAUUUGCUGUCGGCGUUCCUUUAAUUUCGGUAGUAUUAAGAACAGUUGAUUAUGCUGAGCGUUCAUUCGCACUUGGAAUUCAAUGGAUUCUAGUAAGAGUUAUUGGUACCAUUCCUGCGCCAGUUCUUUUUGGAUGGAUGUUCGAUGUGUCAUGUAUUCGUUACAAUUUGGAUGUUUGUUCUGGCAAACAAGGGAGCUGCAUGCUGUAUCAAAAUAAGCUUUUGGCCGAUCUUUUUCUUGCUUUCAGUGUAAUUGGUCAGACAAUCGCCAUGGUGCUCCUAAUUUGCACGUUGUUGUUUUUCUCAUCUCAAAUGCGUGAUGACCCACUGCCAACAGAAGCAGUUAUUGAGAAUCCAGAAUUGAGUCAAGUUAUUGAAGAAGAGGCAGGAAUGGCAGUAACGAUGCGAACAAAUAUUACCUGA